AUGAAAUUGACAUCUCAGGUAAUAGAGGCAUCUACCACAUACACCAAUCCGUCGAAGCAGGCAACCCUUCAGCUUCGAAAUUCAAACCUUACCAUAAUUGAUGAAUGGCCCACCAGUUAUAACUACGACGCCUUGGAUUUAACUAACAACAAUCUUAUAGAGAUCUCACUCAAUGAACCUUUACCUAUAAGGACACUUGUGAUAAACGGCAAUAAUGAAUUUCAUCAACUAUCAUCGAAACAUUUCCCCUUUCUUGAAUCAUUGAGUAUAAUGGGAACUAAUGUUCGUUGGGAGGAUUUUGAAAGUUGGAAAUUUCCAAAUUUAAAACAUUUCAUAGCUAUCGAUACCCCAUUACUGAGUAUUAAGAAUUAUAGAAUAUUAGUGAUUAAACAGAUUCCUUCUUUAGAGGUGUUAGAUUUCGAAAAGGUCAAACAAAAAGAAAGAUUGGCUGUUAAAGACGUCAAAGUAGUGGACGAAAUUGAUGAAGAUUAUAAAGCUCAACUAAUUGAGAAACUUAAAAACACCGAUGAUUUACUUGAAAUCGAAAGAAUCGAACGUAUCUUAACCAAGAAGUGA
Molecule: messenger RNA, 576 nt
Organism: Yamadazyma jaroonii
Lineage: Eukaryota; Fungi; Ascomycota; Pichiomycetes; Serinales; Debaryomycetaceae
Source: the annotation of a GenBank genome assembly